Messenger RNA from Eruca vesicaria subsp. sativa (arugula), 657 nucleotides. NCBI's taxonomy places the organism in Eukaryota, Viridiplantae, Streptophyta, Magnoliopsida, Brassicales, Brassicaceae. The record is from the annotation of a GenBank genome assembly.
AUGGGAGCAUAUAGAGCAGAAGACGAUUACGACUACCUCUUCAAGGUGGUCCUAACCGGAGACUCCGGCGUCGGUAAAUCCAACCUCUUAUCUCGUUUCACAAGAAACGACUUCAGCCACGACUCACGUGCAACCAUCGGUGUAGAGUUCGCCACACGUAGCAUCAACUGUGACGACAAGAUCGUCAAGGCUCAAAUCUGGGACACGGCAGGCCAAGAAAGGUACCGAGCUAUCACGAGCGCUUAUUACCGAGGAGCCGUUGGUGCGUUACUAGUAUACGACGUGACACGUCACGUAACGUUCGAGAACGUUGAGAGGUGGUUAAAAGAGCUAAGGGACCACACGGACGCAAACAUUGUGAUAAUGCUGGUUGGGAACAAAGCUGAUCUUCGUCAUCUUAGAGCAAUCUCGACGGAUGAAGCUAAGGCUUUUGCGGAGAGAGAGAAUACUUUUUUCAUGGAGACAUCUGCGCUUGAAGCUCUGAACGUUGAGAAUGCUUUCACCGAAGUCUUGACACAGAUUUACAGAGUCGUUAGCAAGAAGGCUCUUGAAGCUGGUGAUGAUCCAACCACUGCUUUGCCUAAAGGACAAACGAUUAAUGUCGGAGGCAGAGAUGAUAUCUCAGCUGUUAAAAAACCUGGUUGCUGCUCUGCUUAG